UAGUGGAGGCUGUGAGGACUGUCGGUUACUGAGGGAAAUUCAGAGCACUGUCGGUUUAUAAUGGCCAAGAGUUUGCUAUCAAGGCUUUAUGACCUCUUUACAUGUUUGAAAUAAAUAAGUGCACGGGCUCUGGAAUCACAAGGUCGACGUCACAUUGAUCACCCAAUCACAGAUCAGCAUCGUUCACCUGUACGUGUGAACAGGUAACAAACGUCGAGACGCUCUCGAGCUUUUUCAUAUUUACCAAUCUUUUAACAUCGUCUGUAUUCUGGUCGCUUUGUUGAUUGUAUUACAAUUUUGGUUUGAUUCAAAGUGUUUGCUUUGAACUGACGUGGACUAUACUGAAGGAUUUUAUAGUCUAGCCUAUAAACUUUUCCGUAACGGAAAUGGACUACUUGAUAUUUUUUUCAUUUGCUCUGAACUGAAUGUGAUAUUUGGAACAUUUUUAUAUUAAAAAGAAGAAAAAAAGAGAAAAAAACCUUCAGAAAAAGUAAGGCAUUUCUUUCAAACUUAAACCGUGGUGAAGGGAGCAUCGUCUCUUCCACGCUUAUUUCGCCAUGAAUAUUUAACUGUCUGCUGAGACUGACGGACUGACUUCAGAUUGGGAAUAUUCUCUGAUGAGGAUGAUGAAGAUGAAAUGUGCUGUGCUGCAGAUGCUCGCGCUGUGUCUCGCGCUCCGUUCACCUGCGCGCGCUCAGACGGAGGAAGCUAAACAUGAAGUGUGUACAGGCACACAGAACUCGCUGAGUGUGACAGGAAGCUCUGAGGUCCAGUACAAACUCAUGAAAGAGAUGUACACAGGCUGCAAGAUUGUCAUAGGCAACCUGGAGAUCACGCAGAUGGAGCACAACCGCGAUCUCUCCUUCCUGCAGUCUAUCCGUGAGGUGACGGGCUACAUCCUCAUCGCCAUAAACCAGUUCAGACGUUUACCGCUGGAGCAGCUGCGAGUCAUCCGAGGGACGUCUCUAUAUGAAGAUCGCUUCGCUCUCGCCAUCCUCGUCAACUAUCAGAAAGACGGAGUGUACGGACUAGAGGAGCUGGGCCUCACACACUUGACAGAGAUCCUGGAGGGCGGAGUGCAGAUCAUCCAGAAUAAAUUCUUGAGCUAUGCGCCGCAGAUUAACUGGCUAGACAUUGUUAAAGACAGCGGGGCAGAAAUCAUCAUUGAAGACAACGGAGCAGAACGUCACUGUCAUGAGUCUUGCGGGGGUCAGUGUUGGGGUCCUGGAAAUGACUCUUGUCAAAUCUUGACUAAGACAGUGUGCGCACCACAGUGCAACGGCCGCUGUUUUGGCCGCAGCCCGAGCGAGUGUUGUCACAGCGAGUGUGCGGGGGGCUGCACCGGGCCGCUCGACACCAACUGCUUUGCCUGCAGAAAUUUUAACAACUCGGGAUCGUGUGUGCCACAGUGUCCUCAGGCUCUCAUCUAUAAUAAAGUGACGUUCAAACUGGAACCGAAUCCUAAUGCAAAAUACCAGUAUGGCACAAUAUGUGUAUCACAUUGUCCCACUAACUUUGUUGUAGACGGCAGUUCGUGUGUUAGCAGCUGUCCAGCAGACAAGAUGGAGGUCGAAAAAAAAGGAGUGAAAAGAUGUAUGCCGUGUGGGGGUCUCUGUCCGAAAGCAUGUGUUGGCACUGGUCCACCUUCCAGACAGACCGUAGACUCGCAGAACAUCGACAGCUUCAUAAACUGCACAAAGAUAAAGGGCAGCCUGCAUUUCCUCAUAACAGGAAUUAAAGGAGACAGUUAUAAUAAUAUUAGUGCUCUUGAUCCAAAGAAACUGAAGAUCUUCAACACUGUCAGAGAGAUCUCAGAUAUUCUGAGUAUUCAGUCUUGGCCUGAAGAGCUGGAUACUCUUUCAGUUUUCUCAAAUCUAGCAACAAUACAGGGAAGAAGUCUGCACAGAGGUUUCUCACUUUUGGUGAUGAAGAUUCCUACCUUGAAGUCCCUUGGUCUUCGCUCACUGAAGCGGAUUGGUGACGGAGGCAUCUACAUCACAGGAAACAAACAGCUCUGCUAUCAUCACACUGUUAACUGGACACGUCUGUUCGGGAGUGGCCCUCGGGCCCAGCGCCGCCAGAAACCCCUCGACAUCAAGGACAACCACCCACAAGAGCAAUGCAGGCUGCUGGGGUCCGGGACCUGAUCAGUGUGUGUCUUGCAAGAACUAUAGCAGGGGAGGAACAUGUGUACCACAAUGCAACUUCCUGUCAGGGGUGCUAAUGAUUGUGCAGCCUGUGCACAUUUGCAGGACGGGCCGUACUGUGUGUCCUCAUGUCCAGAGGGGGUCCAGGGGGAGAAUGGACUCAUCAUUUAUAAGUUCUCCAAUAGACAGCAUAAAUGCCAACCAUGCCAUGCCAACUGCACCCUAGGAUGUUUGGGUCCAGGUCAGAAUGAAUGUGUGGAUUCGCCCAGGAGAGAAGUUGUGUUGCCGGUGACAGCAAUAGUGCUGAGUGUUAUAUCCUGUGUGCUGGUCGCUUUCUCAGUGUUUGUGCUGACCGUUCUUUAUCGCAGAAGUGUUUCCAUCCGCAGAAAACGUGCCAUGAGGAGAUAUCUGCAGCGUGAGGAGAGUUUCGAACCACUGGAUCCAGGAGAAAAAGGCACUAAAGUUCAUGCACGCAUUCUGAGAGGGUCUGAACUACGAAAGAUCAAAUCUCUCGGCACUGGAGUGUUCGGCACUGUGCACAAGGGACUUUGGAUACCAGAGGGAGACACUGUAAAGAUUCCAGUGGCUAUCAAGACUAUUCAAGACCGCACAGGACGACAGACCUUUCAGGAAAUUACAGAUCAUAUGUUGGCUAUGGGGAGUCUGGACCACCCAUACAUAGUGCGGCUCUUAGGCAUCUGUGCAGGGCCCAGUCUGCAGCUGGUGACUCAGCUCAGCCCCCAGGGGUCUUUGCUGGAGCACAUCCGGCAGCGCAGAGAGAGCCUCAACCCUCAGAGACUGCUCAACUGGUGUGUGCAGAUUGCCAAGGGUAUGUACUAUCUAGAGGAGCAGCGAAUGGUCCACAGGAACCUGGCUGCCCGCAACAUCCUGCUCAAGAGCGACUUUAUUGUUCAAAUAGCCGAUUAUGGCAUCGCUGACCUCCUCUACCCUGAUGACAAGAAAUACUUCUUCAAUGAAAUUAAGACACCAAUUAAGUGGAUGGCCCUCGAAAGCAUCUUGUUUCGUAGAUACACACACCAGAGUGAUGUAUGGAGUUAUGGUGUGACUGUCUGGGAAAUGAUGUCAUAUGGGGCGGAGCCAUACUCUGCUAUGCGACCACAAGAAGUACCCGAUCUGUUAGAGAAAGGGGAACGUCUCUCUCAACCUCAGAUCUGCACCAUUGAUGUCUACAUGGUCAUGGUCAAAUGUUGGAUGAUUGAUGAAAAUGUUCGGCCAACUUUCAAGGAGCUAGCCAAUGAGUUCACCCGAAUGGCCAGAGACCCGUCUCGAUAUCUCGUCAUCACAGAGGAGCCCAGAGCCCCUGACCCGGCCUCAGAUGAGUCCCAUCAGAGAGGAACUGAGAUGGUCAUUCUAGGGGUGGCGCUGGAGGACCACGAGGAUGAAGUCUUGGAAGAUACGACAGACAUGCCACGCUAUAUAACAACAGCCAGAAGUUUCUCUAGAUUGCGUAUAGAUUCUCAUCGGUCAAGUUUGACUCCAUCCAAUAUUGCUGGAUAUCUUCCAAUGACCCCUGGUCUGGAGAGCUCAGUACAGACGGGAUGGGCAUCUCGGGCCCGUCUCGACUCUGGAUGCACUGUUUCUGAGAGCUCGGAGGGACGGGGAACUGCGGUGGAAAUAGAGAUGAAUGAGGACAUGUCUUCGGUUGGCAGCAUGAGGAGGGUCAAACAUCGUGAGGACAGCGCUUAUAUGUCACAGCGGGAAAGCCUUUUAGGACCUCCGGAAACAACCUCCACAGGGACUCCAGGAGAAGAAGACCAAAAUGAAUAUGUGUUGCCUGGGUUUGGUGAAAGUCCAGAGAAAGACACUCUUCUGUUCACAUCAUCACGUGCAAAACGUUCUCAAAGAAGAAUCUCAAGAGGUCAUUCUGGAGACUUUUUGGAGGCCCACAGUGUUGCGGGUGAAGAAUACGAGUAUAUGAACAAUCCGACCCUCUCUCUCGGGCAUAUACCAGGACAGCUUAAAUAUUACAAUCAGCGAUUGCCACGCAACCGCAGCGCCUCCUUCAACCCCGCCGGCUUUUACAACAAUCACAAAUCUCUAGGGUCCAGCAGCAGGCGCAGUAAGAGAUCAUCGAUCGAGGGCUCAGAAAGUAGCGGAGGUCUCUCCCAGUCCUCGACUGACCAAAGGAGUCACAGCGAUGGUGAUUUCCUCUCCAGUGAAACAGAAUACAACGAUGGCGAUCUGGAUCUCCAGGGGGUUCAGUACGAGUACAUGGACAUCCGUGGUAGUGCAGGACCACCAUCCAACAUGGUGCUCAAAGUUCACCUCCCAAGACCGGUUUCCCAUCCUCCUCUCAGAAGAUCGCCACAAGACGAUGAAGACGAAUAUGUGGAGGAAGACUAUCAGUACACUAAUCACCAGCCUCGGCUGAGGAACUCUCUCAGGGUUCAGGGGUUAAUGCAAGGGGAAGGAAAGGAAUAUGAAUAUGAGGAUAUGGACUCAUUGGCUGCAGGUGGAGCACCGGCAGCUGAAUACCAGAAUCUGGACGGAGAAGAUGAGGAGAGUGAUGGGCUGACGGACGAACACCGGAACCUGGACCCGGGAAAGUAUUUAAAAGUACAUGCAGGGAUGGAACAUAAAGCUUUUGAUAACCCUGACUAUUGGCACAGCAGGUCGUUUCACAAAGCCAAUGCUGUCCGCACAUAGAAAUGGAGAAUAGCUUGAAGGAACUUGAUGCAAAUGAAUAAAUGCAAGUUGAACUUUCUUCAGUGACCAGCGUUCAGGAUAUUAUUCAAUAAUGCACUUCUUACUGGAAUAAAUCCAGAGAAAAACUGAGGCAAUCUUGACAAAAUAAAUGUAUUUUGAUCUAAAAUGUAUUCUUGGUGUAAAAAAAAAUGUGGCAUUAUGGUUAAAAUACAUUGAAACAAGAGCAGCUUUGUUCUUUUUUACUAUGGUGGAGGUACCAGAAUGACCAGAUUCAUGAGCUACACAUUGAAUGGGAAGAUAUUUACAUCUGGAUGUGUAUGUAUGUGUGUGGUUACUUAAAAUGUUCGUGCUAAGUUUGUGUAACUCAUCAAGAGAAGCCAUAAGUUUGCUGUUGUGAGUGUUCAUCUUAAAUAUCUGUUAUUUAGUGUGUUCAUGAAGUUCCCAGUUCAGUCAGCAGCUGUUACUGCCACACCACUCUGCAUCUGCUCAGAUUGCACUCAAAUUAUUUCACAAUUUAAGUAUCAUUUUCGAAAUAACUCAUUUCGAAAUAUCUAAUAUGAGGUAUUUACAUUUGGAGUCAGUUGAAUAGCAUAUUGAUUGAAUUUGGGUAAAGUCAUUUUUGAUGUCUUUGAGGUGUUUGUUGUCCAUGCCUUCUGAACAAAUAAUGAAGUACUUGUAUUAUGUUUCAAAUGAAAUGGCCAGUAAACAAGCUUUUAUAACAAACUGUAGUUUUGUACACAUAUCAAACUAAAGUAUUUUCUCCACUUUGUAAGUUUGAAAUUAUAUUUUGGUUUUAUCGUACACUUUCAAUAAAAUAUUUCUAUGUAAAGCUGAACUAAA
Messenger RNA from Carassius carassius (crucian carp), 5654 nucleotides. RefSeq names its product receptor tyrosine-protein kinase erbB-3-like. Gene Ontology annotation, cellular component: signaling receptor complex; basal plasma membrane. Lineage: Eukaryota; Metazoa; Chordata; Actinopteri; Cypriniformes; Cyprinidae. The record is from RefSeq and is a predicted model, not a curated record. Gene Ontology annotation, molecular function: neuregulin receptor activity; neuregulin binding; ATP binding. The transcript has 27 exons. Gene Ontology annotation, biological process: positive regulation of kinase activity; nervous system development; positive regulation of cell population proliferation.